CUGUCAGCAACCUGAUCAUGAUCAUUCCUCCCAUCUGCGGGGCCAUCCAGACGUAUCGUGACGGCCUCGAGUUCCGCUACAUCUGCUCCUUCCUGGGACUCGCAGCUGUCGGUGUUGGUUCCUGGUGCUUCCACAUGACUCUGCUGUAUGAGAUGCAGCUACUGGACGAGUUGCCAAUGAUUUACAGCACAUGUGUCUUUGUCUACUGUCUAUAUGAGUGCUUCAAAGAAAAAAACACCAUUAGUUUAUUUACUAUAGCAUUAUUACUAAUCUUCAGCGUGUCAGUGACUCUGGUUUACCUACAGUGGAAGGAGCCAGUGUUCCACCAGGUCAUGUAUGGAGCUCUAGUAGCUUGUCUAGUGUUGCGCUCCAUCUUCAUUGUAACAUGGGUGUACCCCUGGCUCAGACCGCUGUGUUACACCUCCUUGGGUAUCUUCUUGUUAGGAUUCCUACUGUGGAACAUUGACAAUAUCUUCUGUGACUCAUUAAGAGCCAGCAGAAAAACGCUGCCCUCUGGUGUUGGAGUAGUAACACAGUUCCAUGCCUGGUGGCACAUCUUCACAGGCCUGGGAUCCUACCUGCACAUACUUCUCAGCCUGCAGUUCAGGUCAACCUACCUCCAGUACAGACCAAAAGUAAUGUUCCUGUGUGGAGUUUGGCCCACGUUGCAAAUUGAGCCACAGAAGAUGAGCUGAGUUGAAGGGACGGGCAGCAGCUUGAGGAUGGUGACUGCCAUAAUCCACACACCAUCGGCACAGGGACCUGCCAGUGCCCGCUGCUGGGAGCUCAGCCACCAGGCAGGGGGCAGGUGGACCCUCAGACACCACCCCAGGGAGCCUUCGGUUCUGCGCUGUGGGAAUUUACUAAGUACAGUAUAGCACUGAUUCCAGUUUUAAGAAGUGGAAGAUUUUCCUCAUCAAUCAUAACGUGUUAGACUAGAUCUUUAUUGUAAUUUCAUGUCAUUUUCAAUGCAGACAUGAUUUGUAGUCCACUGCACUGGUAACUGUUGAAUGGUUUAUAGUUGUUAGUUUGAUUAGAGUUUGGGAAAAUAAUUCACAUUAGCUUAUUAAUCAUGGUAUGUUCGAUUCCGUGAAUGUUUGAAUCCCCAUUAUCCUAAUUAUAUUCAAAUAGAUCCCUCAGCUAAAGGUUAACUAAGACUAUUGCCUAUGUGUAGUUUUAAAAGUAGUUGAAGGAGCUGUAUCAACAACUCAAUGUAUUCAUAUCCCUUUUCAUGGAGUAUCAUAUUGUGUUUGUUUGUGCUCACUACAUGUGCGGUGACACUAACUUCCUUCAGGAGCAGCUCCGCAGCAGUCCGAGUUUGUGAUUCCAAGUGUUUUAUCAUUCAGGCUUCAUUUUUUACUCAACAUUUUCAUAUUAAGACUGGAAAUCUGUAUUUUGCUGUUGUUGCCAAAGUCGCUCUGGGAUUAAAAACAUUCAUGUAAUCUUACCUCAUUCAAAACAAACUAGAAAUGCAGCGCUUACAUAUAGUUUUGUUACGAUACGUCAUUGCACUGACUUUUCAUUUUUGUUCAGGACUGGGGUAAACUUGGUUCAGCUAAAUGGAGCUGAAUACAUUUUAACAAAGUUAUAUUACACCUAUAUUACAUCUACGUCCUUUAUGUAGUUGUUUAAGUUCACACAAGUUCGUGGUCUCUGAAGGACCAAGGCCUGAGAGACACUUUUCAAACUCACAGGGAUUUUGUGUUGAGUUUUGUGUUGGGUUAUUGUAUCAGAAUAACAAUCAGCUUCCACUGUGAAUGUGUUAGAUGUAGAAACCACUUUGUUGGGAUCAGACCAGUGUAUUGAGUGUGAUCAAACAUCAGUGGAAAUGCUCCAUCAGUGUGUCUGCAGUCUAACUCAAGCCAAACCACUGGUCAGAUUAUUACAGCUGAUGAGUUCGGCUCACAUGGACGGCAGUAUGAGUGAAGAUGAUGAUAGUUGAAACCCAGCUAACGAAACCAGCUACAAAGAUGAACUGUUCAUGAAGCUUUUUUUAAAUUAUUAUAAUAGUUGAUAUUCAAGGGACCAAGUGCAUGAAUGGAACAUAUCUGAAUGAUUGCAUCUUAUUGAGCUGCAGAGAAUGGAUCACUAGACACAGCCAGUUCUGGGAAGCUUUUUCUCUCGUGCUUCCUUUGUAUCUGUCACAACAGUGAACAGUAUUGUGUCCCGAUCUUAUUAUUAUUUGAUUUACAGAUCUACAGACCUACAGAUUCAAAACUCUAACAUCUCCCCAAAACACUGCAAGACUUUAUUUAUUUCUUCUUUUCUUCAAUGAAUGUGGCUUCAAGAUGGAGUGAAAUGCACAUGCACACCUUGCAGAGGUGUUGAACAGACUCUGAUACAGCUCCGAGGUGGCAGAAAUAUCCAGCUUAUUUCAGACAUUGCCAAGCACAUAAAUAACCUGUAGCUACUGAGAAAAAUGCUAAUGAUCUGAGGACUGAGUUUUCUUGUGCUGGAUCUUUUGUGUUAAGCGAAGGGCUUUUUAUUUACUAUUUUUUUUGGUACUGUGAAUUUGUGGACAUGUGGUAACAAUAGAACCUGAGGUAACUGGUGAACUGGAAGAUGCACAAUAUGAUCGCUGUAAGAAGACACUUGUAUUUGCGUUGUAUUAUCUCGUCCUUUGAUUUUCAUUAUUCAUACAUACAUACCGUGUCACCAACCCGUAUAUAUGCCUGAGUGUAACAGCUGCUUAGAGCCAGUGUUACUAGCAUUGAAAAGCACAGAAGUACAAUAUAUGGAAGAGAAGUAUUAACGUCUCUGUGUGAGUUAUCACAGCUCAUCAGCUGUCAAAGAGGGUGCCUUAUUGUUAUCCUGGCAGUGUAAUCCAAGUUGCCUUGUUGUCCUUUGUGUUGUGUGAUGUGUCCUUCCCCCUGGUUAUUAACAGUGAAAGCAUCAGGAGGUCGAACAACAACAGCUUCUAAUGCAAAGUGUGUGCCUGAGUCUUUGGCCUUCCAUUCAUUUCAUGUGUCCAACAGCUUAGUUACAGGUCGUUCUACUGAUGUUAACUGUGUUGAAAUACUUAUUAUACUUAUGUGUUGAGGCCAGAAGAGCAAUUUUAUUUGAGCUGAACUUUGAUGAAUCCCUGUAUUGUCAAAUAAAAGAAAAUGUU
This is a messenger RNA of Paralichthys olivaceus (Japanese flounder), 3109 nucleotides long. NCBI's taxonomy places the organism in Eukaryota, Metazoa, Chordata, Actinopteri, Pleuronectiformes, Paralichthyidae. The record is from RefSeq and is a predicted model, not a curated record.